Messenger RNA from Nicotiana tabacum (common tobacco), 1189 nucleotides. Its product is annotated as ethylene-responsive transcription factor 4-like. Lineage: Eukaryota; Viridiplantae; Streptophyta; Magnoliopsida; Solanales; Solanaceae. Gene Ontology annotation, biological process: regulation of DNA-templated transcription. The record is from RefSeq and is a predicted model, not a curated record. Gene Ontology annotation, molecular function: DNA binding; DNA-binding transcription factor activity.
AGGUUUUACCCUCUCUGCUUUCCCCUCUAUCCUCAAUUAUAUAAGCACCUCUACACAUCAUAAGUAGAACCACAGCUUCUCAAGUUAUAUAUCUUUACACGUUCAGUCACAAAAAACACCAUUCAGCUAUACAAAAUUGGCUAUGAAAGAAAAGCUAAAUGGCAGUUUGAAAGGAGGAAAUGUUAAAACUAACGGAGUUAAAGAGGUUCACUACAGAGGAGUGAGAAAGAGGCCAUGGGGUCGUUACGCUGCUGAAAUCCGUGAUCCCGGCAAGAAGAGCAGAGUUUGGUUAGGCACCUUCGACACGGCGGAAGAGGCGGCAAAGGCUUAUGAUACCGCCGCCAGAGAGUUUCGUGGACCCAAAGCCAAGACGAACUUCCCCUUGCCAUCGGAGAAUCAGUGUCCCAGUAACAGCAGUGGACCAACAGAGUCUUCCAGUGGAGAAACCGAUGUUCACGCGCCUGACGCUCCGUCUGAGUUUGACUUAACGCGCCCCCUUGGAACCGUCGUUGUAGGCGGUGACCACGGUGGUCGUAAAUCAGAAGUUGGAUUGGUGAGAAAUGGGUUUCCGAUUUUCCAUCAUCAACCUGUUAUGGGAGCUCUGACUAGUGACAGCAGCAGCCCUGUAGAGUCCUCUAGUGGGGAAACCGUCGUUCACGCGCCUCUUGAGCUCGACCUCACGCGCCGUCUAAACGCUGUUGGUGAAGGUGGCAACCCUGUCCGGAAUGGGUUUCCGAUUUUUCAUCCGCAACCGACAGUGGCGGUUCUGCCUAAUGGCCAGUCAAUUUUGUUGUUCGACAGUACUUUUGUGCCAACCGGAGUGCUGAACCGGCCAAAGCCGUUCGGGUUUGAACCGGUGGCGGUUGAGUUUAACGGCGUUAGUGGUAGGGUAGUUCAUAGUGACUCGAGCCCAUCGACUGCGGGGAACGAGAACUAUUACGGAGGAGGAGGCGUAGCUAGAAGAGAACUAAAUCUUGAUCUUAACCUUGCCCCACCUAUGGAAGCUUGAUAGUGACAACUUAAUUAGAGAGUGAUUAAGGGCUGAUUUUUGUAUAUAGGUUUAAAAACUGUUCUUGUUUUUGCAGCUGAGGGGGUUUGUUGUUAAUUAUCUCUUGCUGUUUCUACCAUUUGUACCUCAUUACUCAUCUUUUAGAUCUGCUCAUUAAUGAAAACUUUUGAAUUUUACUUC